AUGUACUCUCUUGAUCACACACCUCCCACGGACAAGGACAGGAAUGGGAACGGGAAGAGUGUAAUAGAAAGGAUUCGAAGCACAACGAAAUCGCAUCUGGGGCUCCACAAGCGUCGUCUCAAGCUCCCCGUUGACGCUCACAAAGCCCUAGUUGUGCCUACCAACGAUUUGCCGAUGGAUUCUGACUGGCGCGACCAUGGCGUUAAAGAUCAGUUUUUUGUUGAAGGGUUUUUGGAAAUUGAAUUUUGUGAACAAUGCAGCCGGAUCAUCGAAAGAAACUUGACUUUGUGCUGGUCGUGUUCCUUGAACUUAACCAUUAGACCUUUUGCAUACUAUGAGUUGAUAGAUGGAAGAUACACACAAUACUGCGAACAAAUGCAGGCAAUGGUGAAUUCUUUUGAAUUGGUAAUUGGAAAUGGGGCAGCAAUGCCAUACACAGAGCUAGCCCAGAAGGCAAUGUCUCGGCAUUUCCGAGGCACAAGGAUGCAAUAA
This is a messenger RNA of Fraxinus pennsylvanica, 492 nucleotides long. NCBI's taxonomy places the organism in Eukaryota, Viridiplantae, Streptophyta, Magnoliopsida, Lamiales, Oleaceae. The record is from the annotation of a GenBank genome assembly.